CCUGCAGGUGUGAGCACAAUGGUUAGUGUUGGUGUGUCCCUGGCUGCCCUCCUCAUGUUGGCGCUGGUUGCCUCCCACCCUCUCUGGGUGGACGAGCAGACAGAGGGAGGUGAGGGGUUGGUGCCUCUGGUGAUCGUGCCCCUACCACCACAUCACCACCAAGCUGUGAGGGAACCUGUACACAAGCGCAACUCAGAAAUCCUUAACACUCUACUUGGAUCACAAGACCUAAGCAACAUGCGAAGUGCUGGUAGGCGUUAGUAACAUGGAAGUGGUCAUCAGCCAACAAGAAAACAACACCGUCUGGCUUAGGGUGAACCAUCAUUGUGAAAAAUGGAUCUGAUUAUUCGUGGAAUUACUUUAAAGAAUUAACCGAGAAACGUUCCUAGAAAUAUGUAUGCAUUUUCUUCAUUAUUGAAGGACAAGUGAAAUAAAAUGUCAGAAAGGCACCAAAGCUCGCUUGUUCAGCAAUCAUGAUAAAAAUAUCUGUAAAAAAUAGAUUCCAUAAUUUGUGCAACUCCCCAUAUGUAACUAAGAUCAGCUAAUGAACCAUUAAUAAUAUUCCGAAGGCAGAAAUUAGAUUCAAUAUAACUAGAUUAAAAACUUUGACCACGUGGGACUUCAUAUAAAGAGCGGACAGACCAACGCAGCUAUACAACAACAGGGAGCCAGAAACAUCUAAUACAAAUUACAUCUAA
This is a messenger RNA of Homarus americanus (American lobster), 698 nucleotides long. RefSeq lists its product as uncharacterized. The record is from RefSeq and is a predicted model, not a curated record. The transcript is spliced from 2 exons. Bases 19 to 261 code for a protein of 80 amino acids. NCBI's taxonomy places the organism in Eukaryota, Metazoa, Arthropoda, Malacostraca, Decapoda, Nephropidae.